Dreissena polymorpha is the source of this 3755-nucleotide messenger RNA. RefSeq lists its product as uncharacterized. Gene Ontology annotation, biological process: protein ubiquitination. The transcript is spliced from 18 exons. Bases 110 to 2029 code for a protein of 639 amino acids. NCBI's taxonomy places the organism in Eukaryota, Metazoa, Mollusca, Bivalvia, Myida, Dreissenidae. Gene Ontology annotation, molecular function: metal ion binding; ubiquitin-protein transferase activity. The record is from RefSeq and is a predicted model, not a curated record.
ACUGUAUUUAUAAAUACGGUAACGUUUAUUUAGAUCUCGUUAAGUCACAUGGUGUUGUUAUCGAUUGCGAAAUGGUUAGGUACAGACGAAAUCGGAUAAAGGGAACACUAUGGACGAACAGGUUGAUUUAAAUACCGAGCUCGAAGAGAUAAAGUUGGGCAUGCGGCGACUCGAGGCAAACAUAAACAAGGUUAUACAGUGUGGCUCAGAUUGUCCUUGUUGCAGCCAAACGAAACGUUUACGGACAGAUUUAGAUGCUGUUUCGUCACGCCUUGACGACCUGAAAGCUGCGACAAAUGGCAUUCUGUCAUUUGAGAAAAGACUUAUAGAGAUGCAGACGAACAUGUCCGAACUACAGAACGUAAUAAUUGCAUGGCAGACGGACCAGGAUAACAAAGAAGAUACCUCAAAAGUAGAACGAGAACAAUCAGAGGUUGAGACUCGUCAAGAAGCACAUACGUCGACGUCUUUAGAGAAAUCGGGACUGCACGACGGAUGCACUGAAAACUCCGCAACAUCAGGAGCCGAAAAGAAUACAACAGAUCUAACCCCCAUGCCAACGAGCAUGCAAUCAAAUGAAUCGAGUCACGAUCACACCCAUGCUAGUUCAAUCCGACGUGACAUAGGCAUGACUGUGAUAAAGCAACCGCAACGAAAAGUGUUCCAGGAGCUAGAUGCGUGGAUAUUGAUGUUUCAAAGUGAACUCGACAUUGCUAGAUUGCUUACGGGUGAUAUUGAUGGUGUGGUGACAGUGUUGUUAAUAGACAUAUCGGAAAGCAUGGCGGAGGGUGAGGCGUGGGUACAGGCCAGAACUUUCGUCAAGUAUUAUCUAAAAGGUUUGAAAGAAGUUCGACGUCUUGAAGGUGCUAGUGACAUCAAAGAUGAGUACAUUGCAAUUGCAACAUUUGGGCACGAAACUAGAUUGCAAGUACAUUUAACAGUGGAAUACGACACCAUUGUUAAAUACAUAGAUCAUGUCAGAUUGGGUGGUCCAAGUCCAUUGUAUGGCGGAUUAUGGAUGGCAAUGGCUGGGGCAGCCGCAGGCAAGUCCUUCACAACUAAUGGCAUUUUAGUUGUACCAAAAAUAAUCGUCAUUAGCGACUAUCGACCAACUGAAAGCCUUUUAAUAAUGGGGCCCGACAUUCCAAAUGGAGAAACUAUCGACGAGAGCAUGACUGAGAUCGUGUCCAUAUUGGGAGAAAUGAAUAAAAAUAACAAAUCAGUGUUCUUCGUAGCUGUAGGAGACUUUAACAAAGAUUUUGUCGACGUGCUUAAGUCCAUCGACAAAAAGGUGUACAGCUACACGGACGGGCGAAGACUCGCAAAACGUUACUUUCUUUCUACCAUGGCCGCUUCUUUUGAUUUCGGGGCAUUCCUGUUUGACCUCAGAAGACGCCCACACAUGUCGAGUGAAGAUCGGGCAGACAUGCAGGAAAUUCGAAUGGAGUCCCAUUGGCGAUCUUUGAAUAAAGAUCCAAAAAUAUUGUAUCAUGAAAGUUUGAGCACAACAUUACCCAAGAUCGGUUCGCGCGUACGACGCGGACCAGAUUGGCGCAAUUAUGAUCAGGACGGGAAUGGGCCAGGGACAGUUGUCGGGCAUUCAGAGGAAGAUUCACGUGUAUGGGUUAAUUGGGAUGUGGAUAGUGAGCAUCUCUUUCUUCAAAACUACGGAGAAAAUGGAUAUGACGUACUAGUAACAGGAGAGCAGCGAACGUUGAAACCAGGAGAGAAAAUUUCUGUGGGAUGCACAGUGAAGCCAGGACGAGACUGCCAAUAUCAAGGUUUUCGUGAGUGGAACUCUGGUGUCGUCAUUACAGUCGAACCACCUAAAGCUCACGUCCGUUGGGACAGCGGAUCUCGUGGUGACUAUAGUUAUGGAGAGGAUGGAAAAUACGAAAUAGAAAUCUGCACAUUGACAAGAGAUAAAGACUCCGGAAUGGCGCAUACUCCUUUGCCAGUCAGACAUACUGAUAAACAUGAAGUGAAGCCCGAACAGAGCACCCGGAAAAACAAAAACAAAAAUGAUUGACAGCACCGUAUAUAUAUCCAAUAUGGUUAUUUAUUAACAGACACGGAAAAUAACACACUUUCACAUUGUUUGCUUGAAAUUGCUUUUAUAAAUUUUGUCUAUAUUAUCAAAUAUUGUGUUUCUUAACAUAACAACUGUAUAUUGAUGCCAAAAACAAACCAUGCACUCGUAUUGAAAUACACUUUGUACACUCAAGCUAUGAAUAUAAGAACUAUUCAUCAAGUUGCAUGGGAAUAAAAAAUAAUAUGAUAUAAACAAAUGGAUGUUACUAAGUUUUGUAAACUGUAUUAUGAACAAAUAACUGUAAUAUUAAGCGAAUUGUUGUGCCAUACAUGUUGUGACAACUUAUCUUUUACGUGACACACAACAUUUCAUCAAAUACAAUUGCUUUUGUUCAUUUUAACAGUGAUGGUAUUUAUCGUAUAUCAGUAAUUUAAAGAAAUAGUGAUUGAAUAUGACACUCAUUAAAUAGGCAUGCAUCCCCUGAACUAUGAAUGCAUUUUCUUAUACAGUAUACAAAGUGGCUUUAAUAAAUUCACACUUUUCAUAGAAACGCUGUAAAAAUUCGAAUAGGAAUAUUUAUAUACUAUAAGACAUUUUAUUGACACUGCAGUUUCAAUACAUGUGAAGCGUUGUGAAUUAUCGGUGACGCAAAGUAGCAAGGAACGGUAGCAACGUGAUGAUGAAGUGUUCCCGUAAAAAAUAAUUGAACAUGUUUUAAAAAGUGAUGUUUAAGCUAAUAUUAAAAUAAUUCAUGCGUAUCAAUAAUUUAAAAAAUCAAUCCGGAUUUACAAUUCUUACCCCAUUUCAUCCAUAAGCACGAUUGCGUAUCUUAUAAGGGCAUCUAUAAAAAGCAAUUAUUCCUAUUGCUUUCUUCUAUCGUUUUGCUAUUUAUUUGUAUAAAUGCAAAGCGUACAUAUAUCCAAAGCACGUUCACUUUCACGAUCAUUUACGUCUAUAAAAGUGAUCCGCUUUAUUUGUUUGGUAUCGUGUUAAGUUUCGCUCAAUAUAAAUUGAGCAAAAUGUGAAACUGCAAACAUGCACAUAUACAAGUCCAUUUUUUGUACGCAUCAACGUAUUUCGCUUCAUUUCAUUCAUUAGUUUAGUAACCGAGAACUAUGUUGAACACAUUUGGCCUGUAUACGAGUUCUUUAUGAGUCCAUGCGAGCUGCAUAUAGACUGCAUAUGUGUCCUUGUUGGGUCCUCGAUAAGCGGCCAAUAUGCCGAAUGUUUUGAGAUUCGACGUAUAACCUUUCAAACGACUGAUAUAUGCUACCAACAAAUUAAUUUAGCAGCGACAUAUGAGCAGUCUUGUGAUUAAUGUUGGGGUUAUGAUCCCCUGUUGCCAUGACUUCAAAAUGUUUGUCUUCUUCUCGCCGUCGUUCUCUCAAAGAUAAUUGUAUUCCAUAUUCCUGUCCCUCCUAGUUUGCCAUUGUCUAGAUAACAAAACAUAAUACCAUAAAAAGGCACAUGCCGACUGUGUCAAACAUUGUGUUACAAAUAGAAAGAAAAAAUGAUUUUGUUUAAACACCUUAACAUGCACUACAGAACUAUUAAUCAAACAUGUACACAAAUGUUCUUCACAUAUAUUUUUGUUGCAUAAACAUGUGUGUAUGCAUUUAUAAUUGUGUAUGCAUUUAUUCACAGAUUUAUUGUGUGAGAAAUCAUCGUAAUUAUUAAAACAUAUGGUAAACUGCAUGUAUCAUUGAUAAAAUUACCCAGUUCU